Molecule: messenger RNA, 1303 nt
Organism: Gossypium raimondii (Peruvian cotton)
Lineage: Eukaryota; Viridiplantae; Streptophyta; Magnoliopsida; Malvales; Malvaceae
Product: protein FMP32, mitochondrial
Exons: 7
Coding region: 264-1010 (248 amino acids)
Cellular component (GO): mitochondrion
Source: RefSeq, a predicted model, not a curated record
UUCCAUUUCCCGAGACAAGAGCCACCAAUGGCAUCCCCCCUUUUAGCUAGCAUUAGCAAUGCCCCAUUACUAAAAGUUUCUUUGGCUGCUCAAAAUCCCAUCCCCAUUUUUAUCUUCUUCCUCAAGCUCUGCGGCAGCAGAUACUCACCCAUCUUUUCCUUUUCUUCUUAAAGCUUUCUCUUCACAAUCUGUACGAGAUUGGUGGGUUCUUCCUUGGGAUUUUCAGUUUGCAUUUCUUUUAUUCUAUUCAAAUUUCCCAUUUAAUGGCCGCCGUGGCCGCUUGUAAACGGGUGGGUCAAAUCGGACCCAAUUCCUGGACGAUAGGGGGAGUUAGCAGAUUCAAAGGAGUGCUUUCCCCUCUUGAUGCCUCGACGUUUCCUCCCUCAGCCAUUCGAUUGUCACUUUCUCCUUCUCCCUUCUCACAACGGAGACAGGUUUCUCAGCAGCUCGUAAAAUCAAAUGGAAAGAGAUUGUUUCUCAUCGACACAUUAGCUUUGGUUAGGAGAUUAGAGGCUGAAGGUCUGCCUUCGAAGCAAGCUGAGGCCAUAACAGCUGCCAUAACUGAAGUUCUGAAUGGCAGCUUGGAAAAUCUGUCUCUUUCUGUUGUUUCCAAGUCUGAGAUGCAGAAAAGUGAAAUGACUCAAGAAGCCAAUCUUUCCAAGCUAAAGUCAGAAGUUCAAAGUUCUCAGGAGCACCAUUUUUCUUUGUUGCAACAUGAGAACGAGAAGCUUCGACAUGAUAUAGAGAAGAUGCGCAGUGAAUUAAGACAUGAAAUCGACAAAGUCACUGCUGAACAUAGAUUGGAUUUGAAUCUUGAAAGAGGGAGAAUAAGGGAUGAGCUUACAAAUCAGAAUGCUGUAACAUCUAACCUCACUAACAAACUUGAUCGGGAAAUUCACGCAUUAGAGGCUCAAUUGGAAGGUGCAAAAUAUGACUUGAUAAAAUACUGCAUAGGUACACUUGUUUCCAUAACUGCUGUUGGUCUUGCUGUAGUUCGUAUACUGAUGUAAACCUGCAAUGUUAGCAUACUCAGUAUAACCUCAAAAGGGGAAGAAACCGUAGCUCUUUUUAUAUUUCAUUUAUUUAUUUUCUAAUUUUUUCUUUACAAUGGAAAACAGCUCAUUUCUUGUGAAGCUGUUCUUUUGUGCCAUUAGGAUUGGAAUGGGUGAGGGUUUGGGUAGAGAGAGACAUCAAGUUUGAGCCUUAACUCUCCUUUUGCAAAAGGAAGAAUACAUAUAUUGGGUGUUCUUUGUUCAAAUUUUUUUGAAAAGAAAUGAGAAGUCCAAUAUGAUUUUACUAGCUA